This is a messenger RNA of Wallemia mellicola CBS 633.66, 1398 nucleotides long. RefSeq names its product DEAD-domain-containing protein. Gene Ontology annotation, biological process: rRNA processing. The record is from RefSeq and is a predicted model, not a curated record. Bases 91 to 1350 code for a protein of 419 amino acids. Gene Ontology annotation, molecular function: RNA helicase activity; ATP binding; RNA binding. Lineage: Eukaryota; Fungi; Basidiomycota; Wallemiomycetes; Wallemiales; Wallemiaceae. The transcript has 2 exons. Gene Ontology annotation, cellular component: nucleolus.
UGAAGCUGUAGAUGGAGAUAAAGCAGUUGAGGAGAAAAAGUUAGCGGUGCCAGUGAUGAGGAAUCCGCUAAGUUUUUCAAGGAUAAUAACAUGACUGUAUCAGAUUCGUCAAUCAAGCCUUUGCUCAAGUUUGACGAUUUGCAAGUCGAAGAAUCACUUGUUAAGCCAUUGAAGAACUUCGAAAAGCCAACACCAAUUCAAUCUAUCACCUGGCCAUGUUUAUUGCAAGGCAAAGAUACUAUCGGUAUUGCUGAAACGGGUUCAGGAAAAACACUCGCAUUUGCUAUCCCUGGUUUAUCCAGACACGUUCUCAGCGACGCAUCAAACAAGACAGCAUCUAUCUUGGUUAUUGCACCAACACGUGAAUUGGCUGUACAAACAUAUGACAACAUCGACAAAUUGAACAUCACCCAGUCAAUUUGUUUAUACGGUGGUGUCAGUAAGGAUGAGCAAAAGAGAACGAUAAAGAAAAACAAACCUAGAGUUAUAGUUGGUACACCAGGUAGAUUGCUUGAUUUGGCAAAUGAUGGAGGUGUUGAUUUCUCAAACGUCAAAUAUCUCGUUCUUGAUGAGGCUGAUAGAAUGCUUGACCAAGGUUUCGAGAAGGAUAUUACAGCAAUCAUCAGCAAAACACCAAAGGAAAGACAAACUGCUAUGUUUAGUGCAACUUGGCCUCAAAGUGUUCGCGCCCUGGCUGCUACAUUCAUGAAGGACCCUGUUAGAGUAACCGUCGGUUCAGAGGAGCUCACAGCUAACAAGCGUGUUGACCAAGUAAUCGAGACUCUUGACAAUGGAAGGAUGAAGGAACAACGCUUAAAUGCACACCUCAAGAGUAUAAGAAAAGAUAUGGGUAAUGCUAGGGUAUUGGUAUUCGCGUUGUACAAAAAAGAAGCAAGCAGAAUUGAGAACACUUUGAGAAGAGGUGGUCAUGCCGUCGGCUCAAUCCACGGUGACCUCUCACAACAACAGCGUAUGAAAGCACUUGCUGAUUUCAAGGAUGGUAGCGUACCUCUUCUUGUAGCUACUGAUGUCGCUGCUAGAGGUCUUGAUAUUCCAAACGUCGAAGUAGUUAUCAAUGUUACCUUCCCACUUACGAUUGAGGAUUACGUUCACAGAAUAGGUAGAACUGGUAGAGGAGGUGCUUACGGAAAGUCAAUCACAUUCUUCACGGAUGACGACAAGUCACAUGCCGGAGAGUUGAUGAAGGUUUUGAGAGAGGGUGGAUAUGAAAUUCCAGAGGGUCUUAAGAAGUAUCCUGCUGUUAUCAAAAAGAAGGAGCACGGUGCUUAUGGUGCAUUCUACAAGGAUAUUGGCGAGGCACCUAAGCCAAAGAAGAUAACCUUUGACUAAUUGUAUGCUUGUAGUUAAAAUAUUAUUAUUGGGAAUGUGAUUUUAUAG